CUAUGAGCAAUCAAAUGUGACGGAACGAGGGUCCUCCGAACUUUGCCACAAAAAAUGGCAACCUCCAUGCUGUGCAGGAGGACAGCAAUAUUUAGCUGGGCUAUUCGAAGGGUUUCACCCUUAAAAUCGUAUAAUCCUGCCAGCUCACACUGCGGGCUUCUACAUCAGAUAGUAAAUUAUAACCCUAAACCACUGAAAUUAAAUUUGAAAGAUCCAUACAUACCAGAUAGGGAAAGCGAGAAAACUCCGGAAUGGCAGAAGACAGCGAAGUAUGACCGCAAGUUAUUCGGGCGGUAUGGCUCUUCGUCGGGAAUCGACCCUGCAAAGCUGUGGCCCAGCCAUGCCCAGCUCGAGGAGAUGAUAGCAGAGGAGAGGGAAUGGAACCCUCCGCUCCAGGUGAUGCUGAAGAACGUCGAGGCGAAAACGAAGGAAGCCAAUGCGAAACGUCUCGCGAGAGAGAAACUGGUUGCAGCCAAUAUGGCCAAGAUGCCUAAGAUGGUGGCUGACUGGAGGAAGGAAAAACGGGAGGCGAAACAGAAGUUGAAAGAUGAGAAGGCCCGUCGUGAAAGGCUGCUAGCUGAGGCCAGAGAACGCUUUGGCUAUGCUAUGGACCCCCGAAGCCCCAAGUUCCUGGAAAUGGUGAGUGAAAUUGAAAAGGAGGAGAAGAAGAAAAGAAAGCUGAUGAAACGUAGACUAAAAGAAGAACAGAGCCAUGUCCCUCCUGCUGCUUCCUCGGGCUGAUUCCUCGUCAUAAGGCACCGACUUUGUAAAUAUGACUAUUUAGUCAACUUUGUAAAUGUAUUGUUGUCAACUGUUUUGAGUUUGCCUGCUAUAAUAAAUAAAACGCACCAGAACUA
Molecule: messenger RNA, 857 nt
Organism: Salmo salar (Atlantic salmon)
Lineage: Eukaryota; Metazoa; Chordata; Actinopteri; Salmoniformes; Salmonidae
Product: large ribosomal subunit protein mL64
Cellular component (GO): mitochondrion; nucleus
Source: RefSeq, a predicted model, not a curated record